AUGUCCUUCGGCUUCAGCAUCGGUGACAUAAUCCUGCUCGGGCAACUGUCCUACAAGCUCUACGACACUGUGACCACCGGCCGACGGAAUGCCAGUCGUGAGCUGCAGGAGCUGGGAGACGUGCUGUUCGGGUUGAAUUGUGCCCUGGAUCAUCUGCGCCAUGUGGCCGGGGACAUUUCAAAGGCCGCUUCGACGUCUCUAUCCAACGACAGCCAUGGACGGGAAAUGCAACAGGCCCUGGAUCAAAUGGUGCAGAAUUGCGCCGUCACCUUGAAUGACUUGGACAGUGUGACCAAGAAGUACCGCGAUGGGGCCAUGGUGUCGGAGAACAACGAGAACAACGAGGGUGUCGAGUCCGGCGCUGGUUCUGGCUCUAGGAGAGGCCAGAAAAGAAGGCAGGUCCUCAAAAACGCCAUCGCGUCAAAUUGGGCAAAGAUCAGAUGGGAUAUCGACAAGGACUCGUUGAAGGCAUAUCGCGACAAACUACAAGCGCACAUCAAUGCUAUCAAUCUGGUCCUGAGUACCUUUCACUGGUAA
This is a messenger RNA of Fonsecaea nubica, 537 nucleotides long. RefSeq lists its product as hypothetical. The record is from RefSeq and is a predicted model, not a curated record. NCBI's taxonomy places the organism in Eukaryota, Fungi, Ascomycota, Eurotiomycetes, Chaetothyriales, Herpotrichiellaceae. The transcript has a single exon. The coding region runs from base 1 to 537 and encodes 178 amino acids.